CCCCUCACCUCCUCCUUCAGAGCAGACAAAAAAAACUUGUUUCAAAAGCUUUUCAUUCCUAAUUCAAAAUCUCCGUGAAAAAUCUCACAUCUAGGGUUAGGGUUUCCUGUUGAGUUGAAGUAGAAGCAGUAACGAUGUCGUUGAAACCCAGUGAAAGGAAAGAUGUUCGAAAGACUAAUUAUAAAGUAGCAGUACCUAGUGAAAUAGGAUUGAGAAGAAGAGAAGAUGCUAUGAUUGAGAUUCGUAAGAAUAAACGUGAAGAAUCGUUAAUGAAGAAGAGAAGAGAAGGUUUACAACAACCGUUUCCUCUCUCUGCUGGUAUAACUUCCAACAUCGAGAAAAAGCUAGAGAGUCUGCCUACACUGGUUAAUGGGGUAUGGUCGGAGGAUAACGCUUUGCAGUUGGAUUCUACAUCACAGUUCAGGAAGUUACUCUCCAUAGAGAGAAGCCCUCCGAUUGAUGAAGUGAUCCAGACAGGUGUAGUUCCUCGUUUUGUUCAGUUUCUUCAGAGGGAGGACUUUCCACAACUUCAGUUUGAGGCGGCUUGGGCUCUUACAAACAUUGCUUCUGGAACCUCAGAGAACACCAGAGUGGUCAUUGAGCAUGGAGCUAUCCCUAUCUUUGUGGCACUUCUCAGUUCCCCAAGUGAUGAUGUUCGAGAACAGGCUGUGUGGGCACUUGGAAAUGUUGCUGGUGAUUCACCUAAAUGCCGAGAUCUUGUUCUUGGCCACGGGGCGUUGAUUCCUUUGUUAAGUCAAUUAAAUGAGCAUGCCAAACUUUCUAUGCUGAGAAAUGCCACCUGGACUCUAUCUAAUUUUUGUCGUGGCAAGCCGCAGCCUUCUUUUGAACAGACAAAGCCUGCACUCCCUGCUCUUGAGCGUCUUAUCAACUCCACUGAUGAAGAAGUACUUACAGAUGCCUGCUGGGCCCUUUCUUAUCUAUCUGACGGUACAAAUGACAAAAUUCAAGCUGUUAUUGAAGUUGGUGCCUGCCGCCGACUUGUCGAGUUAUUGCUUCACCCAUCUCCUACUGUACUCAUUCCUGCCCUCCGCACGGUUGGCAAUAUUGUCACUGGAGAUGAUCGUCAGACCCAGUGUAUCAUUGAACUUCAAGCACUUCCGUGCCUCAUGAACCUGUUGACACAAAACCAUAAAAAGAGUAUCAAGAAAGAAGCUUGUUGGACUAUCUCAAACAUUACUGCCGGAAACAACGACCAGAUUCAGUCGGUUAUAGCUGCUGAUAUUAUUGGUCCUCUAAUCCAUCUGCUUCAAAAUGCUGAGUUUGAUAUCAAAAAGGAAGCUGCCUGGGCAAUCUCAAAUGCAACUUCUGGGGGAUCCCAUGAGCAGAUCAAGUACUUCGUUGCUCAAGGCUGUAUCAAACCACUGUGCGAUCUUCUAAUCUGCCCUGACGCUAGGAUUGUUACUGUCUGUUUGGAAGGUCUUGAGAAUAUUCUCAAGGUUGGGGAGGCUGAGAAGACCAUGGGCAACACUGAUGGUGUGAACUUGUAUGCUCAGAUGAUCGAUGAGGCAGAGGGAUUAGAGAAGAUUGAAAACUUACAGAGUCACGACAACACUGAGAUAUAUGAGAAGGCGGUGAAAAUUCUCGAGACUUACUGGUUGGAGGAGGAAGAUGAAAUGCCUCCUCCAGGUGAUGCUGCCCAAACAGAGUUCCAAUUUGGAGGGACCCAGCCCCAACUUCCUUCUGGUGGAUUUAACUUCGGCUGAAGGAAGGUGGGCGUGCAAGGGAUGAAAGUUAAAAGCUCUGGGAUAAUUCAGGUCAGGUCGGGUCAGGUUUUUUGGGUCUGGUCAGUGCAUGUCAUCGAGAAGUUAUUUGGUCCUGUUCGGUAGAGUCUCAGAUGUGGGUGAAGAGCCAUCGCCAUUGGUGGUGUGUGGUCCUUCGGGGGAGGCAACGGGUUUUGAAAGAGUCAACAGGGUCGGGGGUGAGGGUAGAGUCUGGUGUGUAUUGUCAUUGUCCUACAGGAGUUAUGUCGGGGUUGUAAGUAUGAAACAUGUUCUCGUUAUAACCUAUAGAUAUACCUUAGGCAGAGUGAUAUGCUAGUCCUGGUGUUUUUCACCGUAUCAGUGUUGGCAGUUUCUGCUGGCGGGUUUGGUUAUGGUCAGUCGGUAUACUUUUUGUUCAGUAGCUAUUGGAAGCAAGGAAUAGAGGUUGAAAACGGCUCAACACAUAGUGGGUUUGUGCUGUUUGUUUAAAUGGUUUUUUAUUCUCUGGAGUUGAAACCUGUAGACUGGUUUUCUUAUUUCUUAAUGCUAAACUAUGGCUUAGAUUUUUGUAGCA
Messenger RNA from Papaver somniferum (opium poppy), 2295 nucleotides. RefSeq names its product importin subunit alpha-like. Gene Ontology annotation, biological process: NLS-bearing protein import into nucleus. The record is from RefSeq and is a predicted model, not a curated record. Gene Ontology annotation, cellular component: cytoplasm; nucleus. Gene Ontology annotation, molecular function: nuclear import signal receptor activity; protein binding. Lineage: Eukaryota; Viridiplantae; Streptophyta; Magnoliopsida; Ranunculales; Papaveraceae. The transcript has 11 exons. Bases 135 to 1724 code for a protein of 529 amino acids.